UUACUUCUUUUCCUCCCACCCAAAAAAAUAAAAAAAUCUACUAGUAUAAAUUAUUAAUUAACCUACAAAAUGCUAUGAUUAUAAUUCUACAUCAAAAAGCUACCUCCUUUUUUUCAUUUCUUAUUUACAUAAAAAAGAAAAAGAAAAAUCAUGAGCAUCAUAUUCAAAGAAGCCAUCUUUCUUAUUAUUUGGACAAACCAAAGAAAAAAAUUGAGUCUUGAGAGAGAAACUAGAGAGAGAAACUAGAGAGAGAAAGUAAGAAAAUGGGAAGAGGAAGAGUAGAAUUGAAGAGGAUAGAAAACAAGAUCAAUAGACAAGUAACCUUUGCAAAGAGAAGAAAUGGGCUUUUGAAGAAAGCUUAUGAACUUUCUGUACUUUGUGAUGCUGAAGUUGCUCUCAUCAUCUUCUCCAAUAGAGGAAAAUUGUAUGAAUUUUGCAGUAGCCCUAGCAGUAUGCUGAAAACUCUAGAGAAGUAUCAAAAGAGCAACUAUGGAGCCCCUGAUCACAACACUGUCUCUUCUAGGGAGGCCCUGGAAAUAAGUAGUCAGCAGGAGUAUCUAAAGCUUAAAGCACGUUAUGAAACCCUGCAGCGCCAACAUAGGAAUCUCCAUGGAGAGGAUCUGGGUCCUUUAAGCAGCAAGGAUCUUGAGGCUCUUGAAAGGCAGCUUGAUAUGUCACUGAAGCAGAUCAGAGCAAUGAGGACUCAAUUCAUGGUGGAUCAACUUACUGAACUUCAAAAGCAGGAUCAUAUGCUUAAUGAAGCAAAUAGGAAUCUUAAGCAAAGGGUAGGUUAUAUUUUGCCGUUGAUUGAAGCAAGUCAAGCAAACUCUCUUCAAUGGAAUAUGCAAGAUGUUGGUUAUGAUAGACAACCUGCCCCACCUCAUGAUGAUGCCUUCUUUCACCCUCUAGAAUGCGAACCAACUCUGCACAUUGGUUACCAGCCUGAUCCAGUAGCUGCGGCUGCAGCAGCUGCAGCGGCCGCAGUAGGAGCGGGAGGAGCUAGUUGUGUCAACAAUUUCUUGCCAAAUUGGUUACCAUGAACAUCAAUAUCCACGAAUUUGGCUAAUGUAAUCUGAUCUGAUAUGGCAUGUUCUACUCAUUAUGUGUGUGUUUUGUGAGUGAGAAUUGAGAACCCAGAAUAUUUGCUGUUAUAUUUUUGCAGUUUGCAUAAACUUUGUCUGUAACAGGAACAAUUGCUAGCAACAUUGCCUUCUUAACUGAAGCUUUUGUAUAUCAUUAAUAUGUAUAAGUAUUGUUGUAACAGAUUUUA
Molecule: messenger RNA, 1270 nt
Organism: Amaranthus tricolor (Joseph's coat)
Lineage: Eukaryota; Viridiplantae; Streptophyta; Magnoliopsida; Caryophyllales; Amaranthaceae
Product: agamous-like MADS-box protein MADS4
Exons: 8
Coding region: 264-1040 (258 amino acids)
Biological process (GO): positive regulation of transcription by RNA polymerase II
Cellular component (GO): nucleus
Molecular function (GO): protein dimerization activity; RNA polymerase II cis-regulatory region sequence-specific DNA binding; DNA-binding transcription factor activity, RNA polymerase II-specific
Source: RefSeq, a predicted model, not a curated record